AUGUCGAAUAACGCCGAAAGAAUCGCAGAGGAUGAUUAUGAGGAGAACAAUGAUUCUUCGCCUGUGACAGGAGCUUUCACGGACAGCUCCUAUGCCAAAGAGACCAACCCCAGUUUGAAAGGUCAAGUUCCUGUUCAAGGAGACAAUGAGCAAAUUGAAGACCCCAUGCAACCUCCAUACUCCAACUCAGAUCAGCAGCUCCAAGAGGACGAAAACGAUGCGCUAGACAAGUCCAACAUUUUGAGGGGAGAUCGCCUCCGCCAUGCCAAACCUCAAUCUUCGAACAAAUAUAACGAAGGGCCAGGCGAGGACGAUUUGCCGGCCGAAGCCUAUUGA
Messenger RNA from Penicillium longicatenatum, 336 nucleotides. RefSeq lists its product as uncharacterized. Lineage: Eukaryota; Fungi; Ascomycota; Eurotiomycetes; Eurotiales; Aspergillaceae. The coding region runs from base 1 to 336 and encodes 111 amino acids. The transcript is spliced from 2 exons. The record is from RefSeq and is a predicted model, not a curated record.